CAUCGCGGCGCGCCGGCGGCUGUCAGGGGCGCACGCGGGCUCCGCCGCGCCGGUCGCCGCCGCCCAGGCACCUGUUUCCCUUGGCAGGGGCAUUCCAAGGGGGGGUGUGGGUCCCUCCCGGAGGGAGGAGAAGGGUUUAAAGGCACGUUCCUCGCCCCGCCUGGCCCCCCCCCCCCGCGCCGGGUCCUUGAGGCCGAGACAGAGCAGCGAGCGAAGGUCCCGGCGGCGUCGGGCGCUGACACCCGUCCCUCCGCCCGCAGCUCCGAGUGCUGGGGAGAUGCCGGCCGGGCCGCGCCGCCGGGGCUCGGCGUGCCCAUGAGGCCGGCGGGGUGCAGGCGGCCGGGCAGCGGCGGCUCCGGUGGAGCAGCGGCGGGAAGAGGCGCUCGCCAUGGAGUUCACCGUCAUCGACUACAGCAUCUUCGCCCUGCUGCUGGUGCUGUCCUCCGCCAUCGGGCUCUUCUACGCGCUGAGCGGGGACCGGCAGCGCACGGUGCAGGAGUUCCUGCUGGCCAACCGCAACAUGGGCUUCCUGCCCGUCGCCCUCUCCCUGCUGGCCACCUUCCAGUCGGCCGUGGCCAUCCUGGGGGUGCCGGCCGAGAUCUACCGCUUCGGCACUGAGUACUGGUUCCUGGGCUGCUCCUACUUCCUGGGGCUGCUCAUCCCGGCCCACAUCUUCAUCCCCGUCUUCUACCGCCUGCGCAUCACCAGCACCUAUGAGUACCUGGAGCUGCGCUUCAACAAGACGGUGCGGGUCUUCGGCACCAUCACCUUCAUCUUCCAGAUGGUCAUCUACAUGGGGGUGGUGCUCUACGCGCCCGCGCUGGCCCUCAACGCGGUGACGGGCUUUGACCUCUGGAGCGCGGUGCUCACCAUAGGGCUGGUCUGCACCCUCUACACCACGCUGGGCGGGCUGAAGGCGGUCAUCUGGACAGACGUCUUCCAGACGCUGGUGAUGUUCGCGGGGCAGCUGGCCGUCAUCGUGGUGGGGGCCCGGCGGGUGGGCGGCAUGGCCCGCGUCUGGCGCCUGGCCGAGCAGCAGGGCAAGAUCUCCGGCAUCGACCUGGACCCUGACCCCUUCCAGCGGCACACCUUCUGGACGCUGGCGCUGGGGGGGGUCUUCAUGAUGCUGUCGCUGUACGGGGUGAACCAGGCGCAGGUGCAGCGGUACCUCAGCGCCCGCAGCGAGCGGGAGGCCAAGCUCUCCUGCUACGCCGUCUUCCCCUGCCAGCAGAUCGUCCUCUGCCUCAGCUGCCUCACCGGCCUCGUCAUGUUCGCCUACGACCGGGAGCACCCGCUGGCGCCCGCGCAGCGCCCCGGAUCCUCCGACCAGCUGGUGCUGUACUUCGUGAUGGACGUGCUGCAGGACCUGCCGGGGCUGCCCGGGCUCUUCGUCGCCUGCCUCUUCAGCGGGUCCCUCAGCACCAUCUCCUCCGCCUUCAACUCGCUGGCCACGGUGACGAUGGAGGACCUGGUGCGGCCCCACUGCCCCGGGCUGUCGGAGUCGCGGGCCACGCUGCUCUCCAAGCUGCUGGCUCUUGGGUAUGGAUUGCUGUGCCUGGGGAUGGCCUACGUCUCCUCCAUGCUGGGCCCCGUGCUGCAGGCGGCCAUCAGCAUCUUCGGCAUGGUAGGGGGCCCGCUCCUGGGGCUCUUCUGCCUGGGCAUGUUCUUCCCCUGCGCCAACCCCACGGGUGCCGUCGUGGGGCUGCUGGCCGGCCUGGCCAUGGCCUUCUGGGUGGGCAUCGGCAGCCUGCUGCGCAGCAUGGGGGCGGCCGGGGGGGCCCCCCCGCCCAACAGCACCGCACUCCCCGCCGUGGGCAACCUCACCACCAUCCUGGCCACCACCGCGCUGGCCCCCACCACGGCCCCCCACAGCCCCACGGGGCUGGAGAAGUUUUACAGCCUGUCCUACAUGUGGUACAGCGCCCACAACUCCACCACCGUCAUCCUGGUGGGGCUCCUGGUCAGCCUCGUCACCGGCCCGACGCCGGCGGCGGCCGUGGACCCCCGCACCAUCUCCCCGGUGCUGCCCCGCCUGCUGUGCUGCCUGCCCCACAAGUACCGGCAGAAGCUCUGCUGCGGGGGGGGCUUCCCCGACCAGGACGCCAACCAUGCGGACGCCGAGGUGAAGAGCAAGGGGGUCCCCAACGGCCUGCCCCCCCCGGGGCGGCGGGAGGAAGAGGAGGAACAGGGGUACAUCCGCGCGGUGGGGGCCCCCGCCUACACCCUGCAGGAGACCUCCUUCUGAGCCCCCCCCCCCGCCGUGGGGGUCCCAGCCACCUGCCCCCCCCCCCAGGGGGCAUGGGCCCCCCCCGUGGGGCACCCGGACACGGCCGGGGAGCACCAAAUAACUGGGGGGGGCUGGGUGGGCUGCAUCCCCCACACCGGGCUGGCCCCGAGCCCCCCACCCGGCUGCCCACACCGGGGACGCUGCCAGCCCCCCCCCCCAGGCCGGGGGGGCUCUGGGACCAGGGGUGUGGGGGCGAGUGGGAGCGGUGCCCUCUCCCCCCCCCCCAGGCUGGGACGUUGCUGGUGCCCCCUGCCUGGCCACGUGCCUUACCGCACCGCUCCGGGACGGGGGGGCCCAGACCCCCCAGGGCGCCGAGCGCCCAGACCCCCCCCAGCCCUCUGUCCCCCAUCUCUGUGUUUGUCCCCCCCAAUAAACGGUUCUGG
Molecule: messenger RNA, 2670 nt
Organism: Chroicocephalus ridibundus (black-headed gull)
Lineage: Eukaryota; Metazoa; Chordata; Aves; Charadriiformes; Laridae
Gene: SLC5A6
Product: solute carrier family 5 member 6
Exons: 16
Coding region: 389-2245 (618 amino acids)
Biological process (GO): biotin transport; pantothenate transmembrane transport; sodium ion transport
Cellular component (GO): membrane
Molecular function (GO): sodium-dependent multivitamin transmembrane transporter activity
Source: RefSeq, a predicted model, not a curated record